AUGGCCGCGGCGCAGGAGGCACCAGCUGCAGAUGCCACCGCAGCGCCUGCCCCAGCUGCCACGGCUCCGACUGCGGCAUCCUCAUCCAACACGAGCACGAUCCAGGCAAAUACGACGGUCCUGUCAACCCUCCACAACCUCCUGAGGGCACAUGUCGCUGCUCAUCCAUCACCGACACUCCCGUACCUCCACCCCUAUGCACCGCUGCCAGCAUCGGCUUGGAAGGGCAAGGCGAAGGCUGAGCUUCUGAGCCAGCCUCAACAGGCAGACGCUCUGCAGGCGAUUCGAGAAACAAUGGAGGGUGCGAAGGCUGUUCUGGCAAAGCGAGAGAAUGAUCGAUUGCGCUUGACGAGAGCUAUGAAGGAAGUCGUCAACCACGAGACGGCUCUUCUUCCCCUGGGCACUACGCUGUCUUCUCUGCCACCGGCUCGACGGAUACCGUUGAGCCCAAAGGGGACUUCUGACUUGCUUCAUGCUCUUGCGAAGCGUGUCGGAUUGCAGUGCUUUGCCGAAGAUGCUGGAGGGCAGAAGACGACCUUGACGCUGGCUGGAGAGCGCUUCGUCGUGGACGUCGACAUUGAAACCGACAGCGACGGCAAGGUCAUGAUACACAAGCUCACGGCGACUCACAUCACGCCCGGGGGAGAGACAGGGAAGAGCGAGUGGAUCGAGGGCGUCAUGCGGAAAGCUGUCGACCAGCACACCUCGCUUUGGAACUCGAGGCAGGGGAAUGACGACAAGCUGCGCGCUUCUGGUCGCACUAUUGAGUGCUUGCUCGGCGAGCUCAAGAUGCUGGACGACCUGGCGGUGCGGGACAAGACUGGGAUCGACUACUUCGCCGAGCUCGAGACACUCACCGCGGCAGUUGGAGAGAAGCUCAAGGGGACCGAUGAGAAGGUCCGCAUCUAUCCUGAUCCCAACCAGGGCAUAUUCCCUUCCUUCCGACUGUUUGAUGGUGGCGUCAACGGCAACCCGACACUCCGGUUGCGCCCGACACUCCAAGGAGAGUCCGUGUCCCUGCCACCAUCUCCAGAGUCACAGGUGGCUCCCGAUGGAGCUGCCGCUGCUGGAAGCGCAAUGGAGGUCGACCAGCAGCACCCGACCGGGAUCUGCAAGGGCUCGUGGGUGACCGAGGCCGUCGACGAGUACCCAGAGCCGUGCUCUUCAGGGAAGGGGAUCGUUGUGCGCCGGACAUGGGCUAUCCCUGGUCCGGAGGACGGCGAGUCGAAAGCCUGGUCGGCAUCUGUCAAAGCCGAAGGAGCAGUCGAAGCUCUGGGCAUGGCGGCCAUGCCCAUCUUCCCGUACAACACGGACUUUGUGCACCCGACUGAAAGCCUCAAACAACACUGGUCAAUGGGGCACCCGGGCCCCGAAGGCUUCGUCGUGGGAAGAAUCGCCGUUCCGGGCACAUGGGAGGCCGUCGGCAGUGUCUGCUCGGCGCUCAGAGUUCAGGCCGUUCUGAACGAGCUGAUCAAUGCUGCAUUCCCGCCAUCAAAGCUCAAGGACCAGGCGGAGCAGCAGGCAGACGACGCUGCCGGCAGUGCCGAGGGCGAUGACGCCGAGAUGGUUGACAUCUCAGAGCUCGAGGGCGCGCGUUCUGACAUUCCGGUCAGCGCCAUGCUCUUCCAGCAGAGCAUGCGCGUCAGUAUGCCGCUUAGUGAAGACGCCGACGGGGCGUUGCUGCUAGAGAUACAGGCGACCCCGGAACCUCCGUAUGUGUCGGUGUCUUGGCGCGUCGAUGACGGAGUGACAGUAGACGAUGCGACCCGAGGGCGCCUCGAUGACGCUCUUACGGCGACUAAGAGCAUGGGACCUGCCGAUCUGAUCGGAAUCGUCCGUGACGUCGCCAAGGCGCUGACGCCGGCGUGA
Messenger RNA from Trichosporon asahii var. asahii CBS 2479, 1869 nucleotides. RefSeq lists its product as uncharacterized. The transcript has 4 exons. Bases 1 to 1869 code for a protein of 622 amino acids. The record is from RefSeq and is a predicted model, not a curated record. NCBI's taxonomy places the organism in Eukaryota, Fungi, Basidiomycota, Tremellomycetes, Trichosporonales, Trichosporonaceae.